This is a messenger RNA of Cladocopium goreaui, 1894 nucleotides long. Lineage: Eukaryota; Dinophyceae; Suessiales; Symbiodiniaceae. The record is from the annotation of a GenBank genome assembly.
CAAAGCGAUUGAGUCUGUGACGAUCCAUCCAUAUUUGGAUCCGCAAUUUUUUCGUGAACAAAGAAGGAUAGCCCUUUUGAGUGGCAUGGGUGAAUUUGCCCAGCUGGACAAAUUCCUGACACAGGAGGGCAGCAGCAGCAGCAGCAGCAAGAGCAGCCUUUUACCUACGCCGGUCAGCCCUGCAUGGUACGAUCCAGAGAGCAAGAGUUGGUACAGUCAAGAAGAUUUUAGUGGGCUUUCGAAGAAGGAAAAGGAGAGCUUGUUCUCGUGCGUCAUGUAUUGUCAGUAUGCCCCCACUGGCCGUGCUCGAUGUCGCCGCUGUGGUGAAGACAUUCAGAAAGGUGAGCUGCGCUUGGGAUAUCCUUACCGUUGGAGGCAAGCCGAUGAUUGCUACACGCUGUAUCUCCACCCUGAGUGCUACGAAUCUUCCGUCUUCGGCAUCAAGGAAAAAGAUCUGCGCAAGAAAAUCUAUGGAUAUGAAGCGUUGAACAACACUGAGCGAGCUCGCCUCUGGAAGGAGAUGCGCAGCGAAGGGCGCAUGGCAAAGGCAAACAAAGAAGGUGCCAACGCCACGGCGGAGUACUCCAGUGGCUCAGUAGGUGUCGACACCAAGAGUCUUCCUGAAGUGCCGGUGCCCAAGGACAUGGCAGUUCCUAUGCUACCAUUCCAGAAAGAAGGUCUGGCUUGGAUGUGUCAGCAGGAGGAGAGUAGUGUGAGGGGUGGCAUUUUGGCGGAUGAGAUGGGCAUGGGAAAGACCAUCCAGGCCAUCAGCCUGCUAUUGGCUCGACCUGUCAAGGGACCAGCCCUGGUGGUGUGUCCCAUGGCAGCGGUGAACCAAUGGAUGAAAGAAAUUGAGAAGUUCACCAAGAAAGGCACUCUCAAGACUUUGGUCUACCAUGGCAGUGAGAAGGGACGAGUGGCAACGCAGUUCAAGAAGUGUGACGUGGUGAUCACAACGUACCAAACCUUGGAGUCGGACUACCGACGCGAGGCGCACAAGCACCGAGUCAAGUGUAAGUACUGCGGAAAACUGUUCAUGCCAGAGAAACUCACCUUCCACCAGCGCUACUUCUGCGGCCCGAAUGCGGAGAAGACCAAAAAACAGCAGAAGACCGCAGCCAAAAAGGCCAUGCAAUCCAUGGGCAUUGGCAAUUCAAAAGCUUCAUCUUCCACUGAUGCGCCACCCACCAUCACCAACAUCUACCGUGACUUCAUGAAGCAAGCUGGUGUGACUGUCAAGUCCAAGGGCUACUGGAAUGUCAUGAAGGAAACCCAGGAGAGGUUGAAGGGCAGCUCCUCAAGUUCCUCAUCCAAGGGUGGAGAUGAUGUGCUCAGCCGGGAGCGUCUGGCACUGUUGGACCGCAAGGAGUUGGUUGAGCUCUGUGACAAGAAAGGUUUGGAUUCCACGGGCCGCAAGCCCGAGCUGGUGGAUCGGCUCAUGGAUUUCGCCGUGCGCGGCACGACUAGCAAAGCAGAGGAGCCGGUGAAGAAGGUAUCCCUCGCCAUGAAGCUUCUGACAUCUGCCAAGGCCAAGGCCAAGGCUAAAACUGCAAGCGCGAACAAGACCGUGGGCAAAAGUUCCAAGAUGAAAACUGCAGAGCCUGGCAAAGCGGGCAAGCGAAUGCCCUUGCUUCUCCGAAAAGGCUCAACAGCGGCCUCCAAGUAUCAAGGCGUUUCUCCCUUGAAAUCCUCUGGCAAGUGGCAAGCCAGCUAUCAGGGCAAAUAUUUGGGCUCCUUCGACACAGAGCUGAAAGCUGCAAAAGCUGUCAGAGAUGCCGCCGAAGCAGCCGAGAGCAAGGGCAAAGGAAAGAAGGCUGCCGCCAGCGCGGCCUCCGGCAUGGCGUGCACGGUAGCGAGCCGCGGAGCUGAAGCGAGCGGCUCGUCCUCGCGAGGC